Messenger RNA from Actinia tenebrosa (Australian red waratah sea anemone), 1724 nucleotides. Its product is annotated as guanine nucleotide-binding protein-like 3 homolog. Gene Ontology annotation, cellular component: nucleolus. Gene Ontology annotation, molecular function: GTP binding. The record is from RefSeq and is a predicted model, not a curated record. Lineage: Eukaryota; Metazoa; Cnidaria; Anthozoa; Actiniaria; Actiniidae.
GUGUAUAUUUUUCAAGAUCAAACAUGGUCGGUCCAAAGAAGAAGAGUAAACGUAUGGAGGCGAAAAUGAAAUAUAAAAUCAAGAAAAAGGUAGCAGAACAUCACAGAAAAGUACGAAAAGAAACAAGAAAAAGUGGCAUUUCAAAAAAACGAAAGAAGGAUCCAGGGAUUCCCAACCUUUAUCCAUUCAAGGACCAACUUCUGCGACAGAUGGAAGAAAAGAAACUGAAGGAUGAGGAAAUAAAAAGAAAGCAAAAAGAAAAGAGAUUAAGGGAAGUGAAUAAAAGAAGAAACCUUUUCAAUCUGCAAGAAGAUGCCUUAAAAAGGGGCAAGGAGUUUGAAAAGAAGAAAGCAUUAAAAGAAGGCUUAAAGGAUAGUGAAUAUGCUAUGGGAGCAAGAGCUGAAACAUCAUUGAAGGCCUAUUACAAAGAAUUCAAAAAGGUUGUAGAUGCAGCAGAUGUGAUAUUAGAAGUACUGGAUGCAAGAGACCCUAUUGGCUGCAGAUGCCCACAGGUCGAGCAAGCAGUCUUGGCAUCUGGAAGUCAGAAGAAACUUGUCCUUGUUUUGAAUAAAAUUGAUCUUAUACCAAAAGAUAUAGCCGAGAAAUGGCUGAAAUAUCUGAGGAAUGAAUUUCCGGCUGUUAUAUUCAAAUCUUCCACACAGACCCAGAAGCAGAACUUGAGUCACAGCAAGAUCCCAGUUGCACUAGCCAAUAAAGAUGUACUUUCAUCAAGUUCUUGUGUUGGAGCAGACACCCUGUUAAAACUGCUGGGAAAUUACUGUCGUAAUAAGGAUAUAAAAACAGCUAUUACUGUUGGAGUAGUAGGAUUUCCAAAUGUAGGGAAAAGUAGUAUUAUAAACAGUCUGAAGAGAAGUAGAGCCUGUACAGUGGGGAAUACUCCAGGAGUUACUAAAUCUAUGCAAGAAAUACAGUUAGACAAACAUAUCAAGUUACUAGACAGCCCUGGGAUAGUUAUGGACACAGGGAACUCAGAUGCUGCUGUUAUACUUAAGAACUGUGUUAAGAUAGAGAACAUUGACGAUCCUAUUCCUCCAGUAGAAGCCAUCUUGAAAAGAUGCAACAAACAACAGGUUAUGGAAAAGUACUCUGUUCCAGAUUACCGAGAUACCAAUGAGUUUUUAGCUCAUCUUGGUAAACGUCUAGGGAAGCUUAAAAAAGGUGGAAUACCAGAUAUUGUUGCUGCUGGAAAAACUGUUUUACGUGACUGGAACAGUGGAAAGAUCCUGUUCUACACCCAUCCACCAGAGACACAUACCAUGCCAACUCAUGUCUCAGCUGAAGUUGUUUCUGAAUGGAGCAAAGAAUUUGACCUGGCAUCUUUGCAGAAAGAAGAGGAAAAUGAACUAAAAGGUGCAGGAAUGGAUAGCACAAUGGAUGAUGCAAUGGUCCUACAGUCAAGUGGUCCCACCAACGCUGUAACAAUGGAUGAAAAUGAAAUGGAUGAUGAUGAAGAAUUUGAAAGUGAUGAUGGUGAAUCAGACAAAGAGGAGUCGGAAGAAGAAGAAAUGGAGGAAAGUGAUGAAGAGGCGGAGGAAGAAGACAUGACUGUACUUUUAUCAAAUACAAAACCUUCACAGAAUUCAGUUGUCAAAGAAAAAGUUCCACCAGCUGUGAGUAACGAUGAAAAGAAUGAAUUCAACCAACAAGUAAACAAAAACAAGAAAAAGGUACUAAUAAAAAAUUCAAUUGACCAUUUGUGAUGA